Molecule: messenger RNA, 2975 nt
Organism: Xylaria bambusicola
Lineage: Eukaryota; Fungi; Ascomycota; Sordariomycetes; Xylariales; Xylariaceae
Exons: 2
Coding region: 107-2863 (918 amino acids)
Source: RefSeq, a predicted model, not a curated record
CAUCACACUCAAUGGUAGCUCGGAAGUCUCAGAUUCACAUAUAGAAUAAUCUGAUCUCGAUUACCGAGCUCCUGCGCUACAGAACACGCAACCCUGCUCCGUGACAAUGGAUGGCGAUGACAGCGAUACCAGUUCACAGCCAGAUCAAUAUGCUAGGGACAAUGGUCUAUCAAUCGAUUCCCAGAUCGACCCGUUCUCGUUUAUCUUCCGGAUUCACGAUUCAGUCCCUCAGCUCACUCCAGACGCGGGUCCUAGUGGUCUGACAAUUGACACUUCUCUUCCUCUCCUCCAUCUUCCGACCCUGGACUUGCAAGACCAGCUCGGGGCCCCUGAAGAGUGCCCUAGCCAGAUAGCUAAAGCCCUCCAUCAUGAUGGGUCUGAUUUCAAUGAUCUCUUUUAUAGACCGCUAGCACAUUAUGAAGCACGUGAGCGUCUCCUGGGCUUAAAGCUUGACCAACCAGCUCUGUUUAGCGACCCAGAUCACGACUGUCGCAAGCUUGCUAGGGCUAUACGGGAGCAACGGCGGGCAGCCCUUAGCCCUGAGAUGUUUCCAUUGGAAAGGCUAAACAUGAACAAUGAUGAGGGCCUACAUUUCCCUGCCUCUGCGCUUCAUUUUAGGCGGAAACUCGAGCGUAUUGUCCUUCGCGAAAAGCUUGAUGUGCCCAAGGAGGCAAUACAUCACCUCGCCUAUGCCCUGCAAGAUGACUGGUCUAGCAAUGAGAGAUGCAAGCUAUUCCACGAGGAGAGGUCGCACCGAAUAUUUGUGCGUGACUUAGUGGUCACUCCUCCACUUAGCCCAUUUAGCGGGUCUGAAGAGCACUUCAUCCCAGAACCCCAUGUCUGUGAAGUUCCAAUUGCGUCCGACUUAGUUUCUAUGCUUGGCGACGAUGUUGAGGCUGCAGAAUCCGUCAUCUUGCAGAAGGAGUUCAGCAAAGAUGUGCCCCAAGUACUCAAUGUGAACGCCCCAGUACUCCCUUCGUUGCUUGCUCCGCCCGCGACUGGAGACGCAAGGCCUAAAAUUCGCUCGUUUAGAAUGGAAACCCCUUUAUCCCCUGUUACAUCACUGCCUCAGUCAUUUGAUGAACAGCAUGACAAUAUUCCAAACCUGCUGAGGAGUAUGGUACCCGAUCAUAUAAUAUCCCCCUCAAACUCCUUCAACAUGAAUGCUCCCCAGUUUGACAACUCGGAUUACGCUUUUGAUCACGACCUUGAGAUAGCCAUGUUGGAAAGCGCGGCAGCAGUAAGGCAGAAUCUUGAGCAACAGCAAAUCAGCAUUGCAGAUGCCAUAGCUCGAGUUGAAGUACCGAAUAUGGACUUUUCAUUUCCAGAACCCGGAUGGCAGAGCCUAACUACGGAUUCUCGGAGUCAUCUCCUGUGGCUGUGUGAGUUCUAUAGUAUCGCAGUACCUCCUUGUCCGAGAGAACCUCGAGUAGACUCCAAACUUCGCUGGAUCCCGUUUUUGGGAAAAAUUAAUUACCGCGAAUUAACGAAGGAAGAGUUCGACUGCGGGAACAGCUGGUCCCUAUUUCUCGGAUCUCUAGAUUCUAAGGAGAUACUAACUAGCGAGAACUACGUAUGGAAGCGACCGGGGUUGACUAUCCUACAUGAGUCAGAGAUUGACGAUUUUGAGGUCGCAUUAUCACUUCCUGAUGCGAAGCUCAGUUUGGCAAGUCUUGCUAGGAAAAGGCGGCUCGAGAAUAGUCAACUUGAAACGAAUAUGCGUCUUUCGCCAAGUUCAAAUGAGUCUAUUGACCUUAUAGUACCCUUUCAACAUAAGAGGCCAUCACAACACGCUCCGAUAGAAAACCUGGUCGGAAAUACUAAGAUUCUGCCUAGUACGGAAUCAAACCUAAACGUGGCAACUCUGCUUUCCAAUUAUAUCAACAUACGCUCAGCUAAACGUCAUAAAUCCAACAAGAGCGAAUUCUUUGUACCUAGUUCAGGGACCCAAGCCGCGCUGGAACUGGUCCCAGUUUCUGAGUCAUUCCAAACUGAAGAAAAUAACUCUAGCCUUCCAAAAACACCAGGAUUGUCAAAGAAGUUGCUAACUCCAUGCCCAGGGAUGAUGAUUCCAAACAGGCCCACAAAGCUUAUCAAGGGGUUGACUCUCAGCCGAAAGCUGUUCUCUAUGCUUGAACGGCUCUAUCCCGCUGCUGAGAUUAUCGAACGUGAUUUCAGUCGCUGGGACACAGCCGCCCGAAGCCUCUACCCUGCACCAAGAUCCUCCGUUGCCCUUCCCCUUACGGCUGAAGCCGACAUUAUAAUCUCCCCUGCUACGGGAAUAAUAGUAACAACACUGUUGAAAGCCAUACAAAAGCCGGUAAAUGCUAACGCGGGACGGUCGCCAUUACGUGAACGAAUUGCGCACACGGCGUUACGUUACGAGAAAUUGAUCGUGCUUGUGUCUGAAGGUAACACCAUAGACGAGGCCGUGCGUGAUUUCACAGUCUCAGAGACUGAAAUAUAUGCCGAGUUUAUUGCGUUCCUCACAAGUCUUGGUUCUCAUGUUGAAGUAUUCUACGUCGGAGGCGGAGAAGCCACGUUGGCAAAAUGGCUCAUAUCUUUUGUCGUUCAGCAUACACCAGAAGCCUCUAGCAUCCAGGAAUAUCUUAUUCACGAUGAGACAAGGUGGGAAGUCUUUCUUCGACUGGCUGGUUUUAAUGCAUACGCAGCGCAAGCUAUUCUUUUCCGUCUCAAGGCAAGGCGCGGUGGCUCGAGGGAAUCAAACGUAUAUGCCAAGUGUGGCUUAUCUACAUUUAUGUUGAUGACGGAUUCGGAGCGAAUGCAGAAUUUCCGGGAAUUAAUGGGAGGCGAGAGUGUGUUGAGCAGAGUUAAUCACAUGUUGAGGAUGCCAUGGAAGUAACCAACUUAUCUCUGUCGGAUUUUCGGCUUUUGACCGUUCAAAAGAUGUACUACAAAAGGGCCGAUCCCUUAUCUUCCCAUCAUUGGCUAGAUUCAGACUGUUUACUGCAACA